AUGAUCUCAAAGGUGAUUUGUGACCUAGAACUACUCUGGACAAAAAUAUUGGUAUCAAAUAACCCCACGUAUGGCUAUACCCCGGAACCCACAUAUGAGGAACCUGCCAAGUACGACUUCAACUAUGCUGUAAAGGACGACUACUCCGGCAACGACUUCGGCCACCAGGAAGCUCGUGAUGGGUACAACACCCAAGGUUCCUACUACGUCCUCCUUCCCGACGGUCGUCUGCAGAAGGUGACCUACACUGUUAACGGCGACUCUGGCUACGUGGCUGAGGUCAGCUACGAGGGUGAGGCCCAGCACUCCGAGUACAAACCUGCUCCUACCUACAAGCCUGCCCCUGCUACAAGCCCGCCCUGCCUACAAGCCUACUCCUGCUUACAAGCCUGCUCCCGCUUACGAACCUGCCCCUACCUACAAGCCUGCUCCUGCCUACAAGCCUGCUCCCGCUUACGAACCUGCCCCUGCCUACAAGCCUGCUCCCGCUUACGAACCUGCCCCUGCCUACAAGCCAACCCCAGCCUACGCCUAAUACAUUUUAUGUCAGCGAUUAUUUAUUUUCAUCAAUAA
Molecule: messenger RNA, 573 nt
Organism: Penaeus vannamei (Pacific white shrimp)
Lineage: Eukaryota; Metazoa; Arthropoda; Malacostraca; Decapoda; Penaeidae
Source: RefSeq, a predicted model, not a curated record